UGAGGGGAGCAAGGGUUGCCUCUGUCUGUUUCUUUUAGCUAAUCCCUAAAUCUUCUGUAAUCGGGAUGACAGGGGAAGAGCAUGCUGCCUGAUUUAGGACCACACACUUAGGACUUGGCUGGAGUGCUAACUGAUCAGACGACCUAACAGGCCAUUGAAAGACAUGGAGGGAGUAGGCAGAGUAGACCGCCAGACAGUUUGGGGAACUUCAACUUAACCACUUUCUCACGAGAGAAGGAGUCCUGUACAACAAGAUGUUCAAAAAGAAAGAGAAAAGAAGAGGACGUUCUGUGGUUGCAUUCAUCUAGGAUGACAAUGGUGUGGAGCAGACAAGACAUUCAUGGCUUCAAGUUCUUCAACAAGCAACGACCCCCACUUGGGCGCUGGCCCACAUGAGGAUUCAGAGAUCACCCCAGAUGAUUCUGACUCUGGAAGUGUCCUUUCUGAUGACUCAGUGCUUCCCAACUUUGAGAGAGAUGACAAGUAUGCAGAGCCACCUAAAACACUCUAUGAGGCAUGUGCUCGGAAUGAUCCCACAUCCCUGCAAAGGAUCUUGGAGAGGGGUGUUACCAAGGAAGAGGCCAUGGAGUUGGACAUUAAUGGAAGAAGUGGACUGAUGGUGGCGGUGUGCAAAGGAUUUGUGGACAUUGUCACCAUGCUGCAUGUGUGUCCUCUAAUAGACAUUAACCAUCAAGACAAUGAUGGCAACACUGCAUUGAUGAUCGCUGCCCAAGCUGGCUUUGCCACCAUUCUAAAUUACAUCAUGAACUACUACCCUGGUGUGGACACUGAGGUCAGGGAUCCUCGUGGCUUCACUGCUCUCAUCAAGGCUGGUCUGCAGGGCAGAGAAGACUGUGUGUCGGCCCUGCUAAUGCAUGGCGCAGAUAUGAAUGCAAUGGACCAUGUCCAGGGACGUGGCUUGAAAGAUUGGGUUUUGAGAACCGGACGAUUUGAGACAAUGAACAGAAUACGCCGACUGCAGGUCUUUCCUGUCGCUCAACAGUUUUGUGAGAACUACACUCCUGAGUGGCCUGAUCUUAAGCAGAUAGUGGAAAAAGCAACUGCCCAAAAAACAACAGGUCAGAAACUGAGGCAGUGCUUAAAGGACAACUUCACUUUCAGCUUCCCUCAGGACCCCCAAGACAAUGGAGUCAUGGACAACAUGGUGCGUAUGACCACAAGCAUCCACAGCCCCCUCAUUGCCACCGGUUGCCACCCACUGUGUCCCAGCAGCCCCCCUGAAAUUGGCAAGCGUCGUUUUGCUGUUCCCGAAUUACUUGACAAGCACAGCAACAAAGAGUUGGAGGAGAGCACCGUGUCACACAGCUACGGCUCCAUUACCUCCCCCUCUCCCAGCACUGCAUCAGUCCCCUCCGUAUCACUGACCUCCUGCUGCCAGGAGUCAGACCGUAGGGAGAGCAUGCCACCUGGGGGGAUUAGAGCCUUCAUUCCCCGCAGUAUUGCUCACAGGAACAGCAUCUUCCCCGCAGACUGCGUCCCUAAAAUUGAAGUGACCAGAUCUGGCGAGGCUACUCCAAAGAAAGAGAAGAAGAAGAAAAAGCAGAAGGGCUACCUGGAGCCUCCAGUAUGGAAAUAUAAGGCGGCCAAGGAGGAGAAGAAGAGGGAAAAGAAGGAAAAGGAGCAAGAGAGAAUGUCAAACGGUUCUAAACAAAACCAAUCAACGUAAUGCAACAUGGUGUGACUCAGAAGGUAGUGUGGCACUACAGAAUGUUGAGGGUUUCUGGUCCCUGCUGCUGUGUACUUGGGCGAAACACUUCACUCUUAUCCCAGUGCCACACACACUGGUGUAUGAAUGUGAAUUAAUUUUUGGUGCAAGUUGGCAGCCGCAUUCUCGUCAGUCCACCCCAGGGCAGCUGAGGCUACAAAUGCAGCUUACCACCAUCAACGUAUGACUGUGGUGUGCAUUAAAAAUACAUUCUCCAUGUAAUGCGCUUUUGGUCACUAUAAAAAAGUGCUACAUGAAUCUAAUCCAUUAUUAUUAUUAACACCCACAAAUGUAUGUUUUCUUUACUCACAGUGGUCAUGUGACAUGAGUUGCAGGACAUUGUUAAUGCCUAAUGGGAACAUAUGCAAUAUUGACUGAAUUCACAUGCUCAAUUAAAUGAGCAUUUAGUCAUUUUUAAAAUGUAGUUGUUUGCACUUACAGGGUAAUUACUUAAAGUAUACAUUGAGAACCAAAGUAAUGUGUCAUCAAGGCAAAGCAAAACAAUAAAUAAUAAAAUGCCUGAUUUUUAAAUGUUCAAACCUGUAUGUCCCCAUAGCAGGUCACAUUAAAAGAAAUUACUCCAACAGUAAAUGACAAAUCCAUUCCUUUUGCAAAAACAUUUUAAUCCCUAAUAUUUACAACCUAGUUUGAGCACUUUUAUUUCCAAAAGUAAAUGGCUUUACUUCUGCAAAAUGUCACACCCUGGAAUAGAACAUACAGAAGUUCCUUAAAUUACAAGCUUCAAGGUGCUGAUUUGAUUGAUUGAUUGAUUGAAACUUUUAUUAGUAGAUUGCACAGUACAGUGCAUAUUCCAUACAAUUGACCACUAAAUGUUAACACCCGAAUAAGUUUUUCAACUUGAUUAAGCUGUUUGCAACUGUCUCACAGUAACAUUUUUCAAAGCAAAAAAAAACCAAGAACACCACCAGCUAGCUUGUAUUACCAAUAGUGGUUUAACAGAACACAUUUCUUUGACAAUUGGUUAUAUUUUUAACAAUUCCAAAGUGUAUGUAAUAAAAAAAGAUUUACCGCCCCGAAACAAAUGUUUGGGUAUAACGGCUGUCACUCACCCGGUCUCAUCAACACGGCAUGUUCUGAUUUGUUUCUACAUUUAAAACACUUCCUUGUGUUCUACAUAACAUGUAAUGGUGGUUGUUUGGUUCAAAUGUUGCAUAAAUUAAGUUUUACAGGACAUUUUCAAGUCGCUUUCUGACAGUCUCUUCAGAAUCCACCAUUUUUUGGGCGGUCUAAUUUACAUGCCUCUACUUCGACUGUGUUUUCUCCCCGUCAGACAAGUUGCAGUUUUUAGCGCUUCCAUAUCAAGUCUACUGACAGAUAUAAGUUAGAACUGUAAGCUACUUUGUAUUAGAAAUGGCAACAGCGAAGGAGGUAUGUGCAUGUAGUCUCCCCCACAACAAGAGGAUACAGAAAAAGAAAUAACUUAAUGACUACAACGUCGGACAUCUAAGCUCUUCGGGUAAAACUUUACUAUAUAUAGAGAUAUCAGCUGAUGUUACUAAUGGGAAUAACGUCACAAUUGGGGCAAACUCAAAACGACUCGUUUGGAGGAAGUAUAAACGAAGAUUAUUUUAUAAAUAUCUACGCCAUGCCUAACAGGUCGCCUUUAAGUUAGGCACUCUUCAGUUGGGAUAUUACCUGUACUGCAUAACAUAAAAAGUAGCUUUCUCUCUGUAUGCUAUAUGCUGUGUAUGCUAUAUGUAGCACUAGCGUCUACCAGAUGCCUUUUAUAUGUAUUUUAAUUUUUUGAAUUAUUAUGAAUUACUCAGGGGUUGAGCUGGACUCAUGAUUCUCUUUUCUGUCUACAAGUUGUCCUCCAAAUAAAUGUGAACAAUUCUAUGCUUCCAACGUUGUAAAAUAAAAAUAAAAAAGUCAGCUUGACAAAGGUGUGCUCGCAUGAGUAUGGAGUGAAAUAACUGUAGAGCUCUGACCUCAACCACUGGGAUGAACUAUAGGCCGAUAAGAUGAUCUCAGGAAUGCUCUAAUGCAUGGGUGUCAAGGGGUUGUAGGGGGGGUGUAUUUUGUAGUGGCCCGGAAGAGUUAAUGCUGCAAAGGGUUCUGGGUAUUUGUUCUGUUGUGUUUAUGUUGUGUUACGGUGCGGAUGUUCUCCCGAAAUGUGUUUGUGUCAUUCUUGUUUGGUGUGGAUUCACAGUGUGGCGUAUAUUUCUAACAGUGUUGAAGUUGUUUAUACGGCCACCCUCAGAGUAACCUGUAUGGCUGUUGAUCAAGUAUGCGUUGCAUUCACGUGUGUGUGCAUACAGAAGCCGCACAUAUCUUGUGACUGGGCCGGCACGUUGUUAGAAUGGAUGAAAAGCGGACGUGACGACAGCUCGUAGAGGACGUUAUAGGCAAUGCCUUUAAGGCACGCCCCCAAGACUGUGGUCCGGGUGGACUACGAGAUAUAAUGACUAAUGAACACCUUCGUUCGAUAAUGAAGGUUGCCUCAGCUCAAAGCCUGAGCCCCGACAUUAAUGAACUAGCAUCCAAGAAAAGAUGCCAGGUAUCUGGCUUGGGCACAUCAGAUUAGAUCAGUGUGUUGCAAACCGAGCAGUUUAAAGUCCUGAAUGGUUGUUUUAUUCAUUGUUAUUUAUUUAUUUAUUUAUUAGCCUGUGGAAAAAGUUAAUGUUGAUAUUUACCUCAGAAGGCUGCAAAUAGAAAAGAGGCAUUCAAUUUUUUUUUUAUAGUAUUUCAUAUGCCAUUGAUAUUUUUUUAUUAUUGUUAUUAUUAUUUGAAACUCGAUUUUGCAUGUCACUAUAAAGUUAUAUAAGCCUUGCUUGUUCAAUAUUCAAUGCAAAACUUGUUUGGGUCCCUAUUAAAAGGUUAAUUUGUUCAACCUUGGCCCGCGGCUUUGCUCAGUUUAAAAUUUUGUCCCGCUCUGUAUUUGAGUUUGACACCCCUGCUCUAAUGGGUGAAUGGACAAUAAAGAU
Entelurus aequoreus (snake pipefish) is the source of this 4671-nucleotide messenger RNA. RefSeq names its product ankyrin repeat domain 33Aa (gene ankrd33aa). The transcript is spliced from 5 exons. Gene Ontology annotation, molecular function: protein binding. NCBI's taxonomy places the organism in Eukaryota, Metazoa, Chordata, Actinopteri, Syngnathiformes, Syngnathidae. The record is from RefSeq and is a predicted model, not a curated record. Bases 341 to 1687 code for a protein of 448 amino acids.